GUGGGUGAGGCUCCUGCCUCGAUAUAUGAGGCCGUCGGGGGUGGACUCUGGGAAGCUCAUCUUCAGUCCCGACAUCCAUCAUGAAGCUCGCUACAGCUUGCCUGGCAUUCAGCCUAGUCCUGCUCAGUCACUCUGCUGUGGCUUUCUUCGUGAACAGUGUGGCUAAGCCUGUGGCCCAACCUGCAUCUGCUCUGGAUUCUGCCGUGGAAGCUGGGGCCGUGGAAGCUGCUGCUGGGGCUGUAGAGGCUGGUGCUGGGGCUGUGGAGGCUGGGGUUGGGGCCCUGGCCAGCCCAUUGUUCAGCCGCUUCAGCCUCCUGAAAUUCAUACUGGCAAGCCUGGGCAUCCCUGUGGGGCACCUCAUCGAGGGCUCCCGCAAGUGUGUGACUGAGUUGGGCCCAGAAGCUGUGGGCGCCGUGAAGUCCCUACUGGGGGCCCUGACUUUCUAUGGAUGAAUUGAAGCUGGAGUAGCUCCCAGAGAACAAGGUGCUGCCAACCCUGAGAUGGAAUUCCUGCUGCCCAGUCCACAACAGCCACACCUCCCCUAUCUCCCUUAAU
Messenger RNA from Ochotona princeps (American pika), 555 nucleotides. RefSeq names its product secretoglobin family 3A member 1 (gene SCGB3A1). The record is from RefSeq and is a predicted model, not a curated record. NCBI's taxonomy places the organism in Eukaryota, Metazoa, Chordata, Mammalia, Lagomorpha, Ochotonidae. The transcript has 3 exons. Gene Ontology annotation, biological process: positive regulation of myoblast fusion. The coding region runs from base 81 to 452 and encodes 123 amino acids.